CCGAGGCAAGGCAAUGUGGACUGUAUUAACUUUGAUGUGGGCAAUGGCCAUAGCUGUGGGAUCUGUCCGCCUGAUACUGUGAAGCUUUGACUAAAUGGCUGUAGGUGUCGGGCUUUGCUAUCCACCGGGGGAAUGAAGCACGGAGUGCAUUGGUAUGUGCGAGGUCAUGGACGGGAAUAGCCAACAACGCAUUACUGACGAUGUCCAAGGAGACCCGGCCCAUCCUAUCCCACAGCGGUCAACCCGACACUGUCAACCCUUCUACGGGGCAUGGUAUGUGAUGCCCGGUCAAACUUGCACUGCUGGAAGAUGUGUAUGCUAAGAUGCGACCUAGAAGGAUCGACGAUGUUGCUGAACCGAAGGCGUAUGCACCAUUGGCAUCGACACCGAGCCCGGUGUCUGUAGAGCAAGACCCAUAAUGUGCCCCCAGAUGGCCCGCUCAGUUGACCAACCGACCAUGGUAUUGACCGCCGAAUCUGACGAACGAGCCAACAUGCAAGUAACCAGGGUCUAUUGCUGGAUUUCACCGAGAUGGGCAAUACCGCUUUGAUGAGAACUGCCACGGCCCACAUAGAAAACGCGAGGGGGUGUGAAAGGGAAGGUCUGGCCAAAUUCCUUUUAUCGAGUAGUUUAAAACACAUAUCACAUACCUUGACGAGCUCUCGGUUCCCGGGUACGACAAAGUCCAUGCGAUGAGGCACGUCGUUAUAAGAGCCAGCGAUCAUUGCUACCUGUGCCGAUGGACCUCGUCCGCCGAUUAAUGUGCGCUGGGAGCCAUGUCCAGCCGUAGACGUGAGGUCGCGGGCCGCACGAUGUGGUUUGAGGGCGAGGAAUCACCACCUGUCCAAACACCGGAGGUGCGCACAAACGUCCAUCCCGACACGGUAUUGGCCGGACUCUCCAACCAUUUCGGAUCGAAGACGUCCUCGUACGAACCCACAUACACCCCUCGUGAAAUUCCGACGAACAACCCGUGGCAGACAUACAAACCAUGUGCUCGCACCGUCUACGGAGAACACAUGGUUCUGGCCCAGCAUCGACAACGUAAAGCGGAAUUUGUUCAUAUUCAGGAUGAUGGCACGGAACGACCAAUCGUAAGUUCUUGGGUUCAAGCACUGGAUCAAAACGCCCACCGCAGCUUCCGCCGCCUUGUGGAUGUCAUGCAGCAUCACCAGCGCUACUUUUUGAUAUGGGAGCCGAUCGAAUUUUCCGUCAGUGAGGUUCUGGCAUCAACAUGCGAGAUCUCAGAAAGCGAGAUAGUGCAGAUUAUCAGGCCCGUCCUGGAGGGUAUCGCCUUCCUUCACAGUCAGGGCAGGGUCCUGCAGAGCCUGGCACCUCGAGACAUACUCGUCACUGCAAGCGGUGAAGUAAAGAUCGCCGGCGUGGAGCACAGCCGCGAGUGCGACACUUCCCCAUCUGAUGCAGCGGCUCCGCACCUGGCUGCACUCGUGAUGAUUGCUACGAAAUUGAUGGAGAAGAAUAGAACCGCUUUUCCCUGGAGCCUGCAUGCACAGGAAUUCUCGACAAUGGCGGUUGGCAACCCGUUCGUGAACCCUGUGGACGCUUUGUUAAAACAUCCUUUUCUUCAUCCUUCAACGGGCCAAGAAGGGCUUUGGCUUCUCAUCAGCGUGGCCAACAAAACUGCCUAUCAUGCAGUCAUGUCCCUACGUGACUGGGCAUGGCAUAACCGGCUCGGCUUGCGGAUCGACCCGAACGAAGUCCGCUUGCAGCCAGCUCCACAGGACGGAUAUGUCUGGUCCGUUACCGACUCCAAGGCGCAUCUUCUGGAGACGCCCCUGAGCAAUGGAACUGUUGGUCUCUAUGAGGAGAUAUGCCGUGAGCUUGGACAUUCGCUCGAAGCCGUCCGUCCGGCAGUUCUGCAAGCGGACCACGAUGAUCUGGAAAAGACGUCUAAUGGCGAUGGCCGUCUCGACCCGUGGCAUAUGUCACACAGUGUUUCAAGACUGAUGGAAAUGAUUGGGCAGACCGAAAAUGAACCGGUCCCGACGCCUGAAGACGAUUCCUUUACCGCGAGUAUUCAACGCUUGGAGCAGGAGAAUCAGCAACUCGAUGACGAGAACGAGCGUCUUCGUGAUCUAUUCAUGGAGUUCAAGUCCUAA
Molecule: messenger RNA, 2120 nt
Organism: Aspergillus melleus
Lineage: Eukaryota; Fungi; Ascomycota; Eurotiomycetes; Eurotiales; Aspergillaceae
Exons: 6
Coding region: 777-2120 (447 amino acids)
Biological process (GO): protein phosphorylation
Molecular function (GO): ATP binding; protein kinase activity
Source: RefSeq, a predicted model, not a curated record